AUGACUUUAAAAAACUUGGAGAACCUUAACCCUCGCAUUAUGAAACAAAUUAUACCAUUGAUUGAGCAACUUCCUCCUUUGUACAUGGAGUUGGCUAAUGGAAGAGACAAUUUCUCUCCACAACCAGAUGAAACUCAAAGACUGGUGCUUAGCUUAGAGUCUGCCAUUAGUUUAGUGUUGGAUAUGUUAAUUCGUUCACUCCCUGGUGAUCAUGAACUUCCUUUACAACAGGCUUUGCCAGAUGUCCCAGCGGGAAUGGUGGAUGCUGUAAAUAGGGGUGGGGAGCUAUUUGUAAAUUUAACUGCAGGGACACUUGAACAGAUAACUUAA
Molecule: messenger RNA, 330 nt
Organism: Lactuca saligna
Lineage: Eukaryota; Viridiplantae; Streptophyta; Magnoliopsida; Asterales; Asteraceae
Source: the annotation of a GenBank genome assembly